Antrostomus carolinensis (chuck-will's-widow) is the source of this 1311-nucleotide messenger RNA. RefSeq names its product keratin 20 (gene KRT20). Lineage: Eukaryota; Metazoa; Chordata; Aves; Caprimulgiformes; Caprimulgidae. Gene Ontology annotation, cellular component: cytoskeleton. The transcript is spliced from 8 exons. Gene Ontology annotation, molecular function: structural molecule activity. Bases 1 to 1311 code for a protein of 436 amino acids. Gene Ontology annotation, biological process: epithelial cell differentiation; intermediate filament organization. The record is from RefSeq and is a predicted model, not a curated record.
AUGGCAUUUUCUAACCGAAGCUUUCAGUGGGGCACCAGCACCCGUGUCCAAUCCAUGGCACCCAGUGUCAGCGGUCUAACCUCCAGGAAAACGGCCAUCCAGAAGAUCCAGGCACCUAGUGUCUAUGGGGGAGCUGGUGGCUACGGCACCCGCAUAUCUGCCAGCACCAGCCAUGGCCAAGGCUUCGCUGGCAACUUCCAGCUUAACGUUACUGGUCACGAUGCACUGCUCACCGGCAACGAAAAAUCAACAAUGCAAAAUCUAAACGACCGCUUGGCUUCGUACCUGGAGAAGGUGCGUUCUCUAGAAAAGGCAAACUCCCUGAUCGAAAAGCAGAUCAAGGAGUGGUACGAGAAGAAUACCACCGACGUAAGGCAUGACUACAGCUCCUACUUUACAACAAUUGAAGAUCUCCAAAAAAAGAUUGGUGCUGCACAGUUGGACAACGCGAGGCUCGUCCUGCAGAUUGACAAUGCCAAACUGGCUGCUGAUGAUUUGAGACUGAAGUAUGAGAAUGAACUUCUGCUCAGGCAAAGUGUCGAGAGUGACAUUAACGGGCUGCUCGGAGUUCGUGAUAACUUGACCUUGACGAAUACUGAUCUGGAGUCACAGAUUGAAAGUGUGAAUGAAGAACUCGCUUUUCUUAAGAAGAACCACGCGGAGGACGUUGACAGGCUGCGCAAACAGGUGGGCGGCUCAGUUAACGUAGAGGUGGAUGCUGCUCCAAGUAUUAAUCUUGCAACUAUUAUGGAAAACAUGAGACAGCAAUAUGAAGAACUGGCAGAAAAGAGCCGUCAAGAAGCCAAAGAACAGUUUGAGAAGCAGACAGAAGAACUGAACCAGGAAGUAGCAAUCAACGUGGAACUGCUGCAAACACAAAGGAGAGAGGUCACCGAGCAGAGACAGAUCUUGAACAGUCUGGAGAUAGAACUACAGUCUCAGUUUAACACGAAAAAGUCUUUAGAAGACACCCUGGCUGAAACUGAAGCACGCUACAGUUAUCAGCUCACCCAAAUACAGGAAGCAGUUGCCAAGUUAGAGGCUCAACUGAGGCAACUCCGAGCGGACAUGGAGGGUCAGAACAACGAGUACAGUGUCCUGCUGGACAUCAAGACUCGCUUGGAAAUGGAGAUCGCCACGUACCGCCGGCUGCUGGAAGGCGAGGACAGCGGAUCUUUCCAACUGGAUGUAUCUACAGCAGAGCUUGAAAAAGAAUCAAGUAAAGUUAAGAAGAUCAAGACAAUUGUUGAAGAGGUGGUUGAUGGCAAGGUCGUCUCCUCUCAGAUCAAAGAGAUUGAAGAGAAGCUGUAA